CUGGCGUUACACACUCUCACACACACAAAUUCAUUUGCAUUUGGGGGGCGGAGCUUCCUCCUCGGCUAAGAAUGGAGAGAAGAUGCCAAUCACAAAACUCCAUUUACCUUAAGUACAGUUGCAGAGCGGAUGAGACGCUGGAGAUAAGAGAAGCAGGGGGAGGAUAUACAUGCAUAGUGAGCAGAGCCAAGGGAACGGCAUGGGAAGUCAUAUACAUCCCCCUCGGGUUGGAAGCGUUUCUGUAAGGGGACCCCAUGCACUUUAUUUUGAAAAUUUGUCAAGGCAAAAGGCAACCAUGGAAAAGAAUAUUAACCAACGGAAGCUACGUGUAUGCGUUGCCACUUGUAACAGAGCGGAUUAUUCCAAAUUGGCCCCAAUUAUGUUUGGUAUUAAAGCUGAACCAGACCGCUUUGUGCUGAGUGUAGUAGUUAUAGGCUCUCAUCUUAUUGAUGACUAUGGCAAUACUUAUCGUAUGAUAGAGCAGGAUGAUUUCGAUAUUCAAGCAAGGUUACAUACAAUUGUGAGGGGAGAGGAUGAAGCCUCGAUGGUUGAGUCAGUUGGCCUUGCUUUGGUAAAGCUUCCAGAUGUUUUAAACCGUUUGAAUCCAGACAUAAUUGUUGUCCAUGGGGAUAGAUUUGAUGCAUUGGCCUUGGCUACAUCUGCUGCAUUAAUGAACAUUAGGAUUCUUCACAUAGAAGGCGGUGAAGUCAGUGGAACCAUAGAUGACUCUAUUAGACACUCUAUCACGAAACUGGCUCAUUAUCAUGCCUGCUGCACCAGAAGUGCAGAACAGCAUCUUAUUGCUAUGUGUGAGGACCAUGACAGAAUCCUUUUGGCUGGAUGUCCCUCCUAUGACAAACUUCUCAGUGUAAACAAUAAGGACUACAUGAGUGUUAUAAAAAUGUGGCUUGGUGAUGAUGCUAAGAGUGGGGAGUAUAUUGUGGCCUUGCAGCACCCAGUAACUACUGAUAUUAAACAUUCAAUUAAGAUGUUUGAGUUCACACUGGAUGCACUGCUCUCCUUCAACAAGAAAACACUUAUACUUUUUCCAAAUAUUGAUGCAGGAAGCAAAGAAAUGGUACGAGUAAUGAGGAAAAAGGGUGUGGAACACCACCCAAAUUUUCGAGCUGUGAAACAUGUUCCAUUUGAACAGUUUAUCCAAUUAGUUGCCCAUGCCGGAUGCAUGAUUGGAAAUAGCAGUUGCGGGGUCCGUGAAGCAGGGGCUUUUGGCACACCAGUCAUCAAUUUGGGAACUCGUCAGACAGGAAGAGAAACAGGUGAAAAUGUUCUUCAUGUACGCGAUGCAGAUACCCAAAACAAAAUAAUCCAUGCACUUCAGCUCCAGUUUGGAAAACGAUAUCCCUGUUCAAAGAUCUAUGGUGAUGGAAAUGCUGUCCCACGGAUUGUGAAGUUUUUAAAAUCAAUCAGUCUUGACGAGCCACUUCAAAAGAAGUUCUGUUUCCCUCCGGUAAAAGAAAGCAUCUCUCAAGAUAUUGACCACAUUCUGGAAACCUUGAGUGCUUUGGCUGUAGAUCUUGGAGGGACAAACCUAAGAAUAGGUAUCGUCAGUAUGACGGGUGAAAUAAUAAAAAAGUAUGUGCAGCCCAAUCCUAAAACAUAUGAGGACAGAAUAGAACUCAUUUUAAAAAUGUGUGUUGAGGCAGCAUCUGAAGCUGUUAAGCUGAACUGCAGGAUACUUGGUGUGGGAAUUUCUACAGGAGGUCGUGUGAACCCUCGUGAAGGUGUAGUGCUUCAUUCCACAAAACUAAUACAAGAGUGGAGCUCUGUGGACCUUAGAACUCCUCUUUCUGACACACUACAUCUACCAGUAUGGGUAGACAAUGAUGGCAAUUGUGCUGCACUUGCAGAGAGGAAAUUUGGCCAAGGAAAAGGAAUAGAGGACUUUGUGACUGUUAUUACUGGUACAGGGAUUGGAGGAGGAGUCAUUCAUAACCACGAAUUGGUUCAUGGCAGCUCUUUCUGUGCUGGCGAGCUGGGUCACAUCAUGGUGUCCUUUGAUGGACCAGACUGUAUGUGUGGCAGCCGUGGAUGUGUAGAAGCAUAUGCAUCAGGAAUUGCCCUGCAAAGAGAAGCAAAAAAGCUUCAUGAUGAGGAUAUGUUGCUGGUUGAAGGCAUGUCUGUGAAGAAUGAUGAAUCUGUAAGUGCAGUUCAUCUUAUUCAAGCUGCAAAAUUUGGCAAUACCAAAGCAAGCAACAUUCUCAAAACAGCUGGUACUGCUCUCGGCAUUGGUGUCAUAAACAUUCUCCACACUAUAAACCCAUCAUUGGUGAUCUUAUCAGGAGUUCUUGCAAACCAGUAUGUCAAUGUGGUGAAGGACGUGAUACGCCAGAGAGGCUUGGCUUCAAUCCAGAAUGUUGAUGUUGUCGUGUCCAGUUUGUCAGAUCCGGCUCUCCUUGGGGCGGCAAGCAUGGUGCUCGAUUACACGACACGCAGAACAUACUAAUCACCCAGCACCUUUUAUUGCCAAGAGAGACUCACCCCCUUUUCCUGUCUAGCCCUGAUCAUGACUAAAUUAUUUAAUAUUUAAUGAUACUGUAUUUUAUGGGAAAGACUUCAAAUCUAGAUGUUCGGAAAUCUGUUCUCAUUUUUUAUUGUUUGUUUUAUACUAUUUGUACAUAAUGUUCAUAUGAACUCUCUGUGGAGGCUUUUAUUUGAAAACAUGAAAAACAUGGUCUACAAUACAUUUCUGCUGAAAGGUGAUCAUUGCGGUUGACAUAAAUCCAUAUGAUUAAUGCAGAGUUGGUAAAUAUUGCUGCGUGGACCUAGACGUUUUUCCUUUAAUUCACAACUCCCUGUCUCACGUUCAUGUCUGACACAAUCACUGAAAUGGUUCUGUUUACAUCUUUAUGUCUGUUGUUUUUGUUUUGUCUGUACCCCAGUAUCUAUGUAAAAAAAUGGUCCUUAUAGAAGGCAUUUUCUUGCAGGCAAAUAGGCACACCUAUUGAAACUGUUGCACACAGGGCAGCUAUCUUAGCUAUAGCUAUAGGGGACCCAGUUAUUUGUGCAGCCCUACAAUUUGCACAUGCCAGAGGUAAAACUGAAUUGUUUAUGCUCAUUGGGCUCCUUAGCAAGACCAAAAACCAUCUGAUUUAUUAUAUAUGCAAGUGGUUGGUGAAUGGCACCAGUGGUAGGGAAAAGGAUAGUAACCACAAGUAAUAUUCAAGGGGAACUUCUAGGAUUCCCCCUGUAGUUGUAGGCUCUUCCCCACCUGGUAAAAACAUGGUGUAAUCAUAACCCUGCUAUAGAUGGAAAGGUAUUAUGCUUUUUCACAUCUUUUACUUUGACCCCACCUCCUAAUAGCCAGUUCUCUAACCUGCCAUGGAGGCAGGGUCGGAUUGGGGGGUGCAGGGCCCACCGGGGCUUCUGCCUUAGGGGCCCCUGCAACCCCCACUGUCCACCCCCCCAGUGGCCUCCAACACCCUCUGACCCCUCCCCCAAGCACUCCUAAAAGAAACUUACCUGUGGCGCCCUGUGCUGCCAGAGCCCAUCAAUUUUUUUCUUGGUACCCUGGCGGCCCAGUCCGACGUUGCAUGGAGGUGUCAUGAAAAUUCCUCAUAACUGUGAAUGAUAAUUCACAGCUUGUAUUAUUAGAGUAUUUUGAGAAUUAAAUGGAGAAUCUUCCUUUCCCUUGCCAUUUGCCCUCACACUGUUUAUGUACUGUCUGUCAGCAGCUCUGUGUCUUCAUUUCUCUGUGUAAUUGCCUCUUAAAUACAGUGACAAGCCCUGCCAUGACUUUCUCUAACAAUGAAUGUAAAAAAAAUGCUUCUUCAGCAGGAACACGAAAGGCUCUUUCUAACUGUGGGUCCAAAGAAAUGUAUGCUAAUCUAGUAGGAGGGAAAAGUUACAUUUCCAGUUUUUUUUUUUCUGCUUUAUUUUUAAAGUAUGGCUGCAAAUUGUUUUAUAUGUAGAUAAGGCUCUCAUCACCAUUAUUGUUCUUAUGUAAACAUCUACAGUUUUUGUUUCUAAUAAUUGUAAAAAGGAUGACAUGAAUAAAAAGCCUUUCAUAUA
Molecule: messenger RNA, 4029 nt
Organism: Xenopus tropicalis (tropical clawed frog)
Lineage: Eukaryota; Metazoa; Chordata; Amphibia; Anura; Pipidae
Gene: gne
Product: glucosamine (UDP-N-acetyl)-2-epimerase/N-acetylmannosamine kinase
Exons: 12
Coding region: 170-2464 (764 amino acids)
Biological process (GO): UDP-N-acetylglucosamine metabolic process
Cellular component (GO): cytosol
Molecular function (GO): hydrolase activity, hydrolyzing O-glycosyl compounds; N-acylmannosamine kinase activity; UDP-N-acetylglucosamine 2-epimerase activity
Source: RefSeq, a predicted model, not a curated record